AUGUGGACCAACCAAACCUCUCUUGCGGAUUGGCUGUCUGAGAACAACUUCACGGUGUAUGUGCACGAUCAUGUUGCUUCGGACAAAUCUGCGCUUGAAACUUGCGAAUCUUGCAAGAUGAUCCAGUCUCCAGCCGCACACGGCAUUUGCGCGACAGGUCUGCAGUCUCUUGAUGCCGCGAUCAAGAUGUCUUGCAAGAAGAUCCAGUCUGAAUCCGCGCACGGCAUUGAACAGAAAGAUCUGCAGUCGAUUAAGGCCGCGAUCAAGAUGUCUUGCAAGAAGAUCCAGUCUGCAUCCGCGCACGGCAUUGAACAGAAAGAUCUGCAGUCGAUUAAAGCCGCGAUCAAGAUGCCGUGCAAGAAGAUCCAGUCUACAGCCGUGCACAAACUUGAACUCAUUGAACAGGAGGGCCUGCAGUCUAUUGAGGACACGAUCAACACGGCUGACUUGCACGAAAUUGAACUCAUGGAACAGGAAGGUCUGCAGCCUAUUCAGGCCACGAUCAACAUGUCUGAAUUGCUGUGUCAUGUGGGACUUCUUAGCACUUGCCGUAGCUGCGUUGGCAGCCGCCUGGUGGUCCUUUUCUGA
Messenger RNA from Symbiodinium natans, 588 nucleotides. The record is from the annotation of a GenBank genome assembly. NCBI's taxonomy places the organism in Eukaryota, Dinophyceae, Suessiales, Symbiodiniaceae.